This is a messenger RNA of Drosophila serrata, 1918 nucleotides long. RefSeq names its product doppelganger von brummer (gene dob). Gene Ontology annotation, cellular component: membrane; lipid droplet; cytoplasm. Gene Ontology annotation, biological process: triglyceride catabolic process; lipid homeostasis. The record is from RefSeq and is a predicted model, not a curated record. Gene Ontology annotation, molecular function: triacylglycerol lipase activity. Lineage: Eukaryota; Metazoa; Arthropoda; Insecta; Diptera; Drosophilidae.
AGCUGGGAAUCUGUUGGGCACAGAGUUGCCACCUUGGCAUCUUGUGGCAGUGUUGAUUACAAAAAAAAAUAUAUAGACAGAGAGAUAAGAAAUCGAUUUCCUGGACUUUGAAAUCCCGUUGUAAUUGGUAUAUUAUUGGAUUAAAACCAUUUUCCGCUUGGCCUACGGUCACAUCAUACCCCCAUUUCAAAGAAAAUAAGCUUAAAAAAGAAAACUUGGAAAAAUAUUUCGAAAAAAAAGAAAAGCUCAGCGAAAAUUGGCGAAAAAUACGAGGCAAUAUCGGAUAUUUCCGAAAUAUAUCUAAGCUCUCGCGCUUCAAGGAAGGGUACCUAAAGGAAAACCAUGAAGAUAAAGACCCGGAGGAGCCUCUCGUUCGCCGGCUGCGGCUUCCUGGGCAUCUACCACGUGGGCGUCGCGGUCUGCUUGCGCCAGCAUGCCCCCCAAUUGCUGCUGGAGCGGAUUGCCGGCGCCUCCGCCGGAGCCCUGGCCGCCUGCUGCCUCAUCUGCGAUCUUCCGCUGGAGGGCAUGGCUGGAGAUUUUUUGCGGGUCGUCCAGGAGACACGUCGCCACUCGCUGGGUGCCUUCAGUCCCUGGUUUAAUCUGCCGGAGUGCCUGCUCGAGGGGAUGCACCGUCGCCUGCCGCCGGAUGCCCAUCAGCGGGUGAAUGGACGGCUUCACAUAUCUCUCACGCGGGUCAGUGAUCGCCAGAAUGUGGUCAUGUCGGAGUUUAGCUCACGCGAGGAGCUGCUCCAGGCCCUGAUGUGCUCCUGCUUCAUCCCCGGACUGUCGGGUUUGAUGCCGCCGCAGAUCCGCGGUGUUCGGUACAUGGACGGCGCCUUGUCCAACAACCUGCCCCUGCUGGACGAGCACACGGUGACCGUGAGUCCCUUUUGCGGCGAGAGCGACAUCUGUCCCCGUGACCAGAGCCCCCAUCUACUCCAGCUGCAUAUCAACUGGGCCAACAACAAGAUCCGUUUGUCCCGGCGGAACCUGCGUCGCAUUGUGGGCAUCCUGCUCCCAGGACGAUCCGAUUUCGUGGCCAAUUUCUGCCAGCAGGGAUACGAUGAUGCCCUCCACUUUCUGCACCGGAAUAGUCUGCUUAAGGAGAGCUACAGGCGGCAGGAUGGCGAUAUGGUCAGCUGGAUCCAUAAGCAGGAGGAGAUCGAGGCGAAGCGGAAGGAGGAACUGAAUCCAGGUGAAGCACCUCAGGCAUUUCGAGAAGAGUCCAAAGAUUCAGAUCGUAAUAAUAAUAACAUUUCGAAGAAGACUCAAAAGCGUCAGAAAAGAAAUCAAAAGAAGGCCAAGUCGCAGGAGGAUCAACAGGUGAAGGAUGUCCGGCAUAGGGAUGAUAAGGCUGAUAAGGAGAAGCACCUCAGGCUGGUGCCAGAGAACCACCACUACUAUGCCAUGUCCCUGCUGAGCUACACCUGGUCCCUGCUUCGUCGGGUGCUCACCGCUCCGCCGUUGGCCAGGCACAUGGUCCAAAUCAUAGCCGGACAUCUUGGCCGGAGUCUCACGCUCUGCGAGCAGCCACACUUUGACCUGCCACCUCUCGCUGAAGCUCCGUCUCCUCCUCCGGCCCCUCCUCCUCCAGCUAGACCCCACCUGACGCCACUGGGGCAUUGAUAACGCCGGUGAUAAGAACAAAGUCAAGGCCAAAGCAAUGUGCGACGCCGCCUGGGGAGAUCAGGUGGCUAAGGAGGAGGAUGGAGGCGGAAAACAAGGAGGGGGAGGAGGAAUAUGAGGUGGGCUUUAUCAGCGAUCGAUCAAUCGAUCACUUCCCAAUUGAGCUCAACUAGCUGCGGAAAUAAAUUUGUAAAAAAUAUAUAUGUGGGUGUUAUUUUAAGUGUUUUUUUUUUAUUAACAACAAUUGACAUGCAUAAAUCAAUUAUACAGUAGAAUAAAUAAUUACACAACA